AUGGCGCGUAAUCGGGAGGGUUUGGUUUUGUUGCUUGAUGUAGGACCGGCGAUGCAUGAUGUUCUCCCUCAUGUUGAGAAAGCUUGUUCCUUGCUUCUGCAAAAGAAGUUGAUUUACAACAAGUAUGAUGAAGUUGGGAUUGUUGUCUUUGGAACUGAAGAAACCCAAAACGAGCUUGCUAGGGAAAUAGGUGGAUAUGAGCAUGUUACGGUUUUAAGGAAUAUCAGAGUUGUGGAUGAAGCGGUGGUUGAGUAUGUAAAGCGGCUCCCUCGAGGAACUGUAGCUGGCGACUUUCUUGAUGCUUUAAUUGUCGGGAUGGAUAUGCUAAUAAAGAUGUAUGGCGCUGCGCAAAAGGGGAAAAAACGGUUGUGUCUCAUCACGAAUGCUGCAUGUCCUACCAAGGAUCCGUUUGAAGGGACGAAAGACGAUCAAGUCAGUACUAUUGCUAUGAAAAUGGCUGCGGAGGGUAUAAAGAUGGAAAACAUUGUUAUGAGGGCCAAUUUAAGCGGUGAUGUUCAUGAGAAAAUAAUAGACGAGAAUGAUCAUUUGUUGAAUUUAUUCUCCAGCAACGCCAUUGCGAAAACAGUGUAUGCUGAGAGUCCUCUCUCACUGCUAGGUUCCUUAAAAACCCGUAGAGUUGCUCCAGUUACUCUGUUCAGGGGUGACCUUGAGAUUAACCCAACAAUGAAGAUUAAGGUGUGGGUUUAUAAGAAAGUGGCUGAGGAGAGACUUCCCACACUAAAAAUGUAUUCUGACAAAGCGCCACCAACUGACAAGUUUGCCAAACAUGAAGUAAAAAUCGAUUAUGAUUACAAAGUUACUGCAGAAUCUAGUCAGGUUCUUGCUCCAGAAGAAAGGAUCAAGGGCUUUCGCUAUGGACCUCAGGUUGUUCCUAUAUCACCAGAUGAGAUGGAAACACUCAAGUUCAAACCUGAUAAAGGCAUGAAGCUUCUGGGAUUUACUAAGGCGUCAAGCAUAUUGCGACAUUAUUACAUGAAAGACGUGAAUAUAGUUGUUCCUGACCCGAGCAAAGAAAAAUCUGUGCUUGCCGUCUCUGCUAUUGCUAGAGAAAUGAAGCAAACAAACAAGGUGGCAAUUGUACGUUGUGUCUGGAGAAAUGGACAAGGGAAUGCAGUUGUUGGGGUCCUGACUCCAAAUGUGUCUGAGCGAGAUGACACCCCUGAUUCUUUUUACUUCAACGUGCUACCUUUCGCCGAGGAUGUCCGUGAGUUUCCAUUUCCUUCUUUCAGCAGAUUUCCUGCGUCAUGGAAGCCAGAUGAGCAACAGCAAGCAGUGGCAGAUAAUUUGGUUAAGAUGCUUGACCUUGCACCUUCUGCUAAGGAAGAAGUCCUUAAGCCUGAUCUUACUCCCAACCCCGUCUUGCAGCGCUUUUACGAAUACCUUGAGUUGAAAUCGAAAUCCACGGAUGCUGCUUUACCUCCAAUAGAUGAAGCUUUCAAGAGAAUUAUGGAGCAGGAUCCAGAACUCUCUUCCAACAAUAAAUCCAUAAUGGAUUCAUUUCGUGGAAGUUUUGAAGUCAAGGAGAACCCAAAGUUGAAAAAAACCUAUAAGAGACUAUUACGGGAUAAGCCAUCGGGUUCAGAUGAUGAAGACAAUCGCAUGGUCACUUAUGAUAACGCCAACGAGAACAAAAUUGACAACAUUGGAGAUGCAAACCCGAUCCAAGAUUUUGAAGCAAUGAUAUCCCGUAGAGAUAACCAAGAUUGGAUCGAUAAAGCAAUCACACAAAUGAAAACCCGAAUACUUAAGCUCGUAGAAAAAGAUAGUAUCGAUGAAAGUGACAGAGCGUUGGAGUGUUUACUCGCUUUACGCAAAGGCUGUGUCUUGGAACAGGAGCCAAAGCAAUUCAACGAGUUCUUGAAUCAUCUAUACGAGUUAUGCAGAGAAAGAAACUUAGCCCAUUUUCUCAAACAUUUCAAGUCGAAGAAGAUCACUUUGAUUCCCAAAUCCGAAGCAGCGGACAGUGAUGUAGCGGACGAGGAAGCUGGAGAUUUCUACGUCAAACAAGAGCCAAAGCUCGAGAGCUAA
Arabis nemorensis is the source of this 2049-nucleotide messenger RNA. Lineage: Eukaryota; Viridiplantae; Streptophyta; Magnoliopsida; Brassicales; Brassicaceae. The record is from the annotation of a GenBank genome assembly.